This is a messenger RNA of [Torrubiella] hemipterigena, 606 nucleotides long. NCBI's taxonomy places the organism in Eukaryota, Fungi, Ascomycota, Sordariomycetes, Hypocreales, Clavicipitaceae. The record is from the annotation of a GenBank genome assembly.
AUGGCGAACCCAAACCAUCUUGAGCCUUCUGAGCUCGGCACAAAAGAAUACUGGGACAACCUCUACACCCGCGAACUAUCCAACAACGAAGCAGACCCCACCGAUAUUGGCACAGUAUGGUUCGACGACUCGGACGCCGAGCAAAAGAUGCUACAGUUCCUACGGCUCCUAGCAAGCGAUGCCGACGAGCAGGACUCGGACGACGAAGACGACGACCCUGCCAACUUUGACCUGCCCGAUAUCACACUCUCCCGCGAGACCACGUCGUUCCUCGACCUCGGAACCGGCAACGGAUCUCUUCUCUCUUCGCUAGCUACACAUAACUUCUCCGGCCCGCUUCACGGAAUCGACUACUCACCGCAGAGUGUUGCUCUGGCGCGCAAAAUCGCAGAAGCAAAGGGCCAACCGAUAACAUUUACAACAUGGGACCUGCUUGCAGGACCGAUGGAAGACGCAUUUGGCGACCAAAAGGACGGCUAUGACGUGCUUCUUGAUAAGGGGACAUUCGAUGCCAUUUCUCUCUCGGCUGCAACGAAUGAAAGCGGCCAGCGAAUCAUGGCUGGCUAUAGACCGCGCGCAACAGGAACUACAAGGCUGGUUUGUUAA